CAGCCAGAUGGGCUGAGGGACAGCGCGAGGUCCAGCUGUCAGCGCGGCCUCAGCCCCGCCGCGGCGGGAGCCCCUCCUCCCCGCGGGCGGGCGGCUUCGCUCGCUUCCCUGCUGGGGGGGAACCAUGGCGUCCAGCGAGGAGGACGGAGGCGGCAACGGCUCGGUGGAGGAGAAGGAGAACGGCAAGAAGAGGAGCCUGGGCGCCCUGGCCACGGCCUGGCUCAUCUUCUACAACGUCGCCAUGACCGCGGGGUGGCUGGUAUUGGGUAUUGCCAUGGUGCGAUUUUAUAUACAGAAAGGAACACACAGAGGCUUAUUCAGAAGCGUGCAAAAGACGCUUAAAUUUUUCCAGACAUUUGCUUUGCUUGAGGUAGUCCACUGUGCAGUUGGAAUAGUUCGCACAUCUGUGCUUGUGACGGGGGUCCAAGUGAGUUCAAGAAUCUUCAUGGUGUGGUUCAUUGCACAUAGUAUAAAACAGAUCCAGAAUGAGGAGAGCGUUAUUCUUUUUCUGGUCGUAUGGACUGUGACAGAGAUUACUCGAUAUUCCUUCUACACAUUCAACCUGCUCAACCAUUUGCCAUACUUCAUUAAAUGGGCCAGAUACAACUUUUUUAUAAUUUUGUAUCCUGCUGGAGUUGCUGGUGAACUGCUGACUAUAUAUGCUGCUUUACCCUAUGUGAAGAAAACAGGAAUGUUUUCGUUGAGACUUCCCAACAAAUACAAUGUCUCCUUCGACUACUAUUACUUCCUUAUUAUUGUCAUGUUCUCCUAUAUACCAUUAUUUCCACAACUCUACUUCCACAUGCUGCGGCAGAGAAGAAAAGUGCUUCAUGGAGAAGUGAUUGUAGAAAAGGACGAUUGAAUUGAGCCGUGUAAUUAUGGUGCUUUUAACGGAAAAACAAGGGUAAAAAAAACCCAAAACUUCCUGUGAUUUUUCUGAGUCCAAGUUUUAAAACAUGGAACAAGAAUAAACAACUGUGUAUAAAGUAACAUGGACUGUAUUAUUUAUACAAAUAAUAUAUCAUCAGAAUUACCUUUUCAUCUUUGGUUUCACUUUGAUUUUUAAUUGUUCAUUUCUUCAAACAUUGUUUUCAUAUUUUCAAUAGGCUGACAAAUAGCUUUAACAAACUGAGUAGUUGGCUAAUGUGCUUUCUAUUGUGAAAGGCCUUGAUGAUCUGUAGUCAUGCUGAAGAACAGAAGGAGAGUUGAUGAGUUGUAUUGAAAAUGAGUCUUCUGGAAAACAGAGCAUAAAUUAGGUAAUGAUGUUUUUCAUAGAGUAGGUGGCUUAAAUGUUAUUUAAGUUGUGUGUUAAAUUAUACCUUUACGGUUAUAAGUACUGUUAGUGUGUUGUUGAACGUUCUUUGAAUUACAGGAUCACACUGUAGAAUUCUAGAAGGAUUUUUGAAAGGAGCUGAAUUCUUGAUUGUCAGCGCAAGUUUAGAUUUCUCUAUAUUUUUGCAUCUAAUUUAAAAGAAAUGUUGAUUAAUAGAUAUAUUAACUGGUUAAAAGUUUGUGCUGAGGAGUAGUCUUGAUGUUCUUACUUUUCUCUGGUCAGUGGCUGGAACAGGACUCCUGUGGAGGAAGACUGAUUGUCAGCAUGUUUCAUAUUCUACAUUUAAUUAUGUAUGCAGAAAAAUUAUGGUAUUGCAUUUAGAAACUGUAACUACAGUGAGAUAUUUUUAUUCUUAUAAUUAGGUAAGAGGGAUAAAAUAUACUUGAAGUAAUGUCUUAAAAUACAAAUUGUGCUUUGAAUCAUCCCAUUGUGCAAUUUUAAUUGCUCCCUCCCCAUUAAUUGUUUGUAAUGUGAUUAUGUAAUUCUAAUUAACAUCUUCAAUAGUAUGCAAGAGGGAUCUACAGUGUAUUAAUAAAAGUUACAGAUGGUACUGCACUAUGUGAUACCUGAGGGAAAGAAGUCCAAUAGAUGAAUUAAAUAUGGGCAAGAGUUAGGCACAGCCUAAGAGAUCCAAAGAAAAGGUAAUGCAUUUGAGGAGACUUGGAUAGUUAGUGAGAGGAAGAGAAGAUUGAAAAGUAAUAACGUAGUAGGAAGUCUUGAUAAUAUAGGCAACAAAGUUGCUUCCAGAAUCACUAAUAUCAAAAAAAGAGAAUAUAUGCAGAAGAGCUGCAUCAGGCAUUUGGGAAUUGGAAUAUUCCCUGUGAUCACAGAGGUGAUUUCUACUGUCUUAUAUUUUGGGUACCUCGGGAGUGCAGAGUUGAGUCAAUCUUCAGAAAGGUCAGAAAACAUUAAAAAAAAUAGUUAAAGUAAGAAGGAAGUUGGAUAGGUUGAGUCAUUAAGUAUGUACAAAUUUUGGUUAUGUGACAAAUACAUGUAGAGGAAGAGGCUUUAUUAUUAUGAAGGUGUAACUAGAACUGGUUAUAUAUCUAGUGAAUGUCAGGAGAAAGAUCCUACCAGUGAGAUCAGUUAGGUUACAGAAUCAUAGAAUCAUAGAAACACAAGGUUUCAAAGGACCUACAAGAUCAUCUAGUCCAACCAUCCAGAAUGAUACAGUAAAGCUUAUCGAUGCAUACAAUUUCUUGAAAGGUUUUAAGUUGGAGGUAAUACAGUACUGGAAAACAAUCUUUCUUUGGAAGGAGUUUGAACUUCAUAGUCGAAUAGGCGGUUUCCACUUUUAGCUUUGAUGAUUAGAUGAUAAUACAACUUUUUUUUGAAAAUUGUAGAUGCAUCUUUUUCAGGCGUAUCAGGUAAUUUGAUGAAAAAGCAAGGAUUUACUACACCCUAACUUUUAAAUUCCAUUUUGUGCCUUACAUUUUUGAUAUUCACAUUGUCUUCAUUACAUGUAAAUUAGAUUCCUUUUAAAUGAUAGGUGCAUAGUGGACUUGAGAUAGAAUAACUAUAUUCCUUAAAAUUUUAAAAGGUGUAAUCUUUGUAUUUUUUAGAACAAAUAUAUGCAAGGUGCUAUAAGUUAACUUAUUACUUUUCUGUUUUAUAUGCAGCUAAAAGUAUUUAAAGUUUAAAAUACAAACCACAUUUACAAUUCUGAUUCACAAAAUAGUUGUGUUACACGUUCAGACUAGCAGUUGUAUUUGUCCAAAGUUCUUAGAAUACACUUUUAUAAACUUUACUUGCAUUUUGAUGCAUGAGGAGCAAGCAUCAUGGCAGUUUUUAGAAAUAUUUCUGAGUUAGUAAGCAGAAGAGUAUGAUGAAAUAUGAGUAAAUAAGAUUAGAUUAAGUUCUGUCUUUUUCUUUUUUUUUUUUCUUUUUUUUUUUUUUUUUUACUGUCAGGGCAGCUCACCAAAGACCAUAGCUAUCAAUUUAUUGAAAAUGCAUUGAAUACUUUCAGUAUGUGAUUUUGAAAUCCUUUAUUGGAGUGUAUCCCACAGAUACUAUUCUUGUAAUAAAAGAAAUACCUGAGCUCCAAUACUGUAUUACAUUUGUUUUCAUUGUGGCUUAAAGCUCUUAUCAUAUGACAAUCCAGGAGCUAUUUUUAUAUCCUUUUGUAAAUGUGACAUAAAAAAAUACAGCACAGCUUGUUAAAAUCUUGUUUUUCAUAAAGCAGCAUCGUACAAGAUAUUGAUAAAAUUGUAAAAGUAAUUUUCUUCUCUUCCUCUUCUUUUCUUCCUCUUCUUUUUUGGUUAAAGUCUUUCACUGAAGCCUCAGUGUAUACCUUUUGUUUUAAUAUCUUCUCUAGAGUAGUGAAAAUUUUGGGUAAAAUGGGCCAGGACUUUAUCCUUUGUAGCUUAAUUAAACUUCAGUAUAACACCAUGAAACAUUCAAUUAGUUUGUUAAAUGGACAUAAAAAGUUAAGUAUGAUUUUCUUAUGGUGCUCUCUUUCCAACUUAUUUUUGACACCUCUUUUUUGUAUUCUUCUCUGCAAUAUUCCUGGUUUGCAUUGAAAUCUUCCAGUUUAUGAGAGAUUAGAAUGUAGUCAAGCAUCAGUGUCUGUAAUGUUUUGAUGUAGUCUUUAACAAAUUGUUUGUAUGAAUAUGUUUUCUUGUGCUGUAUUCGCUUUCUGAAAUGGAUUAAUACAAAGUAUGACCUUAUAAAGGUUUUUUUUUUUUUUUUUUUUGAUGCUAAUACAUAGGAACAGGUGUUUGGAAUGAGAUUUCUAAUCAUGAAGUGACAUUUCUUACUAUUGCUAGUGACAUAAACACAUGGUCCUUUUUAUAAACUCCAGCUGAAAGCAGUUGGAUUUUUUGAGGUUCCCUAUAACACGCACGCUGGGAAAGGCUGUUCGAGGACAGGUUGGGUGAAUCACCUCCUUUCACAGCUCUGCCCACAAUGUCCGGAGGCCAAAUCUUGACAUUGGGGUGAGGCCAGUCCAAUGGAAUAUAGUGCUGAGAAAUUGCAUCCUCCACAUUAGCUGCCAGGAGGAUCGUGGAGGCCAUUGUGAACAGUAGCGGUUACGCAUCAUUUCCCUCACUUCUCUCUGCUCGGGAUUUGAGAAGAGAGACGGGCAGCUGAACAUGCUCUCAUACCCUCUGCAUAGGGAACUAAUGAGAUAGCUGAAAGGACCUCUGUGCACAAAGGGUGUGUUACAGAAAGAGGCUUUGUGCUCCACUCAGCUCUCUGUAUCUGUAUCUUGAUCUAUAAGCAUGUAUUUCUUGAAAUACUGGUAUGCCCAGAUAGCUCUGUCACACUGCUGUCAAUAGUACAGCUCAAAAUUAACAGCCUUGGAGAAAUUGUGCCGUAUGCUGUUUCUCCUAAUUCCCGUUGACCAUAACACCCGGCCAAGUCCGUGUUAAUGGGCAGAUUGCAAUGACUCGUUAACGAGGAAUUGAAUGGAGACCUUUUCCGUGACCUUUAUUUAUCCAGAAAUAUGUGCAGUUUAAAUCUAGGUCUAGCUACUGCUCUGACUGUGGUACUUGCACUCUUCAUAAUGGCUUACCUUAGUGGAUAUUUGUAUAUUUAUGUGAUUAGAAGGCAAAUAAAUUGGAAACAUUGCAAUAAACUGUAAUUUGGAAUAACUGCUGUGUUAACAGUUUCUGUGAAUUGAGCUUUUGCUUAAUUUGUCUUAGGAAAAAAAAAAAAGGAAAAAUAAUACAAGUAAAUAUUCUGCACUAGGCAGAAGGGCUUCAUAAAUCAAAAUUUCCAGGCAGGCAUGCAGUUCUUUACAAAGCAUUGGUUAAAUGUGUUUUUGAACAAAAAGAUGGAAAGCUUUUCUGAAAAUUAAAUUUUAUUUCAUAACAUAUAUUUUAAAAUGUGCUCAGAGAGACUGUAUUAUUUAUGAUCAGUUUACAAUUUAAAUUCAUGCUUAACACAGACUUUUGUAGAUGAUUAACCAUAGCCCAUUAAAAUGUUUUAAUAGAUGUUUGUUGUAAUGACCAUUUAAGAAACAAACACCUUAUGUUUCUGCAAAGCUCUUCUGUCUGUGCUCCCGUGCUCAAGUGAGUUUCAAUAACGUUACUGCCUACUAAGUUUUGCAAGGCCAUUAAAGUGGCAGGUUCACAUUUGCCAAGGAUAGUCCCUUAAUCUUGCUUUCAUGGUGGCACACCUUAAUAGGGUAUGGUACUUUUGUUUCAGUGUCUGAUACUGUAAGCCACUGAUGCCUUUUCAAGGGGUCUUGAGUGCCUUCAGUAGGACAGGUGUUAAUAAGUGUUUCAUCCUUAUUAGCAUAUUCAAAGGACCUAUCCAGUGAAUUCUUAGGUCACAGUAGGAAUAAGUCUAUAAAGUGAACUUAAGUCUGUACCAAGACAAACGGUGGAGAACCUGAAUGUUGGAUAACUCUAGCUCUCUUACAGGAGCUGGUUGUCAAGAUCAGGCCUGCAACUGCUAAUGGUUUUAGAGUUCUAAAAUGUAAAUGUGUACUACUUUCCAUGUCAUGUUGUAUCAACUGAAACAUGUUGUCUUUUUGUUCACAGUUCUCUUGCUUCUCUGUUCAGUCUUGAAUGUAUUUUGUGUCCUUUCAGAUGGCUUUGUAAAAGUGUAAGUACAGAAAUAUUUAUGUAAGCAUAUCAUGUAUAGAUUGUACUUAAAGAUUCUUAAAAAUGUAAAUGCACUGCAGCUGUUCAUUAUUGUUAUUUUUCCUGGAAUGCGUUAUUAUCAUUAGCAGUUUACACAGACGGGAAAACGCUCAAUAUGAUACUUUUAAUAACUUAUUUAUUUGUAAAGAUCGUAAGAUUUGAUGAGCUAGAGAUUCAGAUACUUGUUUUAGAGAUUGCUAAAUUGCUGUAGCACUGUAGAAAUUCAUCAUCAAUUAAAAGCCAUAUUUUAAACUGUGUUCUAUUUCAUUUG
This is a messenger RNA of Cygnus atratus (black swan), 6190 nucleotides long. It is a transcript of the gene HACD1, whose product is annotated as 3-hydroxyacyl-CoA dehydratase 1. Gene Ontology annotation, biological process: sphingolipid biosynthetic process; fatty acid elongation; very long-chain fatty acid biosynthetic process. Gene Ontology annotation, molecular function: phosphatase activity; 3-hydroxyacyl-CoA dehydratase activity. The record is from RefSeq and is a predicted model, not a curated record. Lineage: Eukaryota; Metazoa; Chordata; Aves; Anseriformes; Anatidae. The coding region runs from base 125 to 862 and encodes 245 amino acids. Gene Ontology annotation, cellular component: endoplasmic reticulum membrane. The transcript has 7 exons.